AAUGGUCAUGGGACAGAAUUCUGCUUUGUCCUUUUAUGUGCUUUUAUGAUUGUUUGAGUAAUUUCUUUUGUAAUAAAAAACUGAUUUAAGCAUUAUAGGAAUAUUUUCCUGCCUGCCUUCCUCAUCAUAGAAAGAAAUAAAGACUAGAAUAAGUUAGUUUCAAGGUCAAGGCUGCCAGUAAGCCAGGACUGGAAUCCUGGUUUUCAGAGUAGGAUCUACUCUAGGUCAAUUAUCUGGAAGGGAGAAGUUGGCAGAAAGGGGAACAUUAACCCUGCAAGGCUACUACAAAGAGCCCAGGAGAUACAUGGUAACUUAAUUAAAAACAGUGUAAUAAGACUGAAUGUGUGGCUUGCUCUUAGGAUUUUUCCUCCGAAACUCUUCCAUGGGAGACCCACAGGACAAGAGGGGGCUCCCUGGCCUUUUUGAACUGCAAAGGGCAGGCGCAUGUGAUUCACCCAGUCACCACGAAAGGAGAAGUUGCAAUCUGAGAGUUAAGACUUGUUCUAAGACCUUCUGGUGAGGGGCACACCUACCAGUCUGCUUUCUCUUUCCUUCAGACCAUCACCAUCAUGCAACUUUGGGUAGCUAUCUCCAGCCUCAUACUACUUCUGACGGAUGCUGUAGUUUCUUAUGUUCAAGUGAAUGGAGUGGUGGGUCAUCCUGCCACACUACCCUGCACCUAUUCAACAGCUAAUGGAGUCACAACCAUGUGCUGGGGCAGAGGGGCAUGUCCUAUGUCCCAUUGCUUAGAAGAAAUAGUCUGGACUAAUGGAUCCCAUGUCACCUUUCAGAAGCACCUGCGUUAUAAGCUAAAAGGAAAACUUUCAGAAGGGGAUGUGUCUUUGACUAUAGAGAAUGCGGCCCAGACUGACAGUGGCCAGUAUUGUUGCCGUGUUGAGCACAGGGGGUGGUUCAAUGACAUGAAACUCACCCUAUCAUUGGAGAUAAAGCCAGCUGAGGUCACCAGUGUUCCAACAUCACCUAGGGUCUUUACCUCUACCUCUUCAACGCCAGCACCCACGCAGAACCUCAAGCCAGUAGCUACUUCAUCUUCUGCAAUGCAGACGGCAGAAAUCCAGCCUACUGCGCUGCAGAAAACAAGCAGGACACAGCCCACCAAUUCACCAUUGUACUCUUGCCCGACAGAUGGGAAUGGCACUGUGACACAGUCUUCAGAUGGCCUUUGGCAUAACAAUCAAACUCAUGUGUCGCUGGCACAAAAUCCAUGGAUGACCACCAGUAAGGGACUCUACAUUGGCAUCUGCAUUACUGCUGUGGUAUUGCUUACCAUGUUGGUUGUGGUGAUCACCAAAAAAUAUUUAUGCAUAAGAAACAAACUGGAGCAACUAAACAUGGUUUCGUUGAACGACUCUCAGACUGGAGCUUUGCAAAGUGCAGCUGAAGUGGGUGUCCAAGCAGAAGACAAUAUCUACAUUAUCGAGGACAAUCUUUACGUCAUGGAUUAAGACCCAGUGGCUCUCUCUAAGGAUUUAUGCCCUUGAUUGCAGAAGAAAGUGACAAGAUAUCACCAUGUCAGAGUUCUUCUAAGCUCUAGAAUAAUUUUUCUGUCAAUUUCAAAUGAUAUUCCAACAUGUCAGUUAAGUUGGGUAGAGUGACUUUAGUUCACGUGUGUACAGUCAUUGGUCGUCAUAUAGUUCUAAUUUUUUAUGCUAAAGCUAUUUCACUAUUUCAAUCUUCUGGUCAUUGCAGAGCUUUCUCCCAAACAUGAACACUUUAUAAUUAUAUAUUCUCUUUGGAUCAUAUGAACUCUAUAUCCAUCAAGAAUUCUCAUUGGUGAGGCAGGAGAAGAACUACCACCUUGGUCACCAAAGUCGUCAAAAAGAUAAGACUUAUGAGUUAAAAUCAGCAAAUAUGAUUUGGGACUUAAAGGACUUCACUUGGAAGCAUUUCAUGAUUAUCUCUUGUUUUUUACCUUGUAACUCCAAAUGUUACAUUUCUUAGGUUCCUCAAGGCUUUCAAUCAUGGGGGUACAUAGGUUUUUAUUUCCACAUGGGGAAAUAGAAGUGAAUGUGAUUUCACCAUUAUACGUAAAUCUGAUUUCACAUGGCUCUGGAAAUAUAUGGUAUUAAGGCUUUCCCUGGACCCAGGGUGGGUAUUUUAGCUGAAGAAACUAGGGUAGUGAGUGGACCAAGAAGAUACCAGGGAAAGAAAAUCAUUUGCCAUAUAAUUUAUUGCAUGCUAUUUCUGCUACCUCUGUUCCACCAUUCCAAGUAUUUGUGUAGACAAUUGUCACGCUCUCUGAACUAAUUUUUAGAAUGAGGCAGGGUAGAAAUAAAUAGAAGAAAAAAAGGGAGAAGGCUAAAUGGUGUCCUGCUUUAGAAAAGUUACUUUGCAAAUGUCUUAGUGUUGUUUGAGAGUGUUACUAUUUUCAAUCAAGAUUCUAAAUUGUCCUCAAAUCACUGAGAUUUUUAAAAUUGUUUUGGAAGGAUGAAGGUUUUGUUUUUGUUUGCUUGUUUGUUUUAAUAGCAAAAACUAUUCUAGUGCUAUUCCUUUUUUCACAGUUCAAUUAGAUGUUUGGUUUUUCCAAGAGAGUUAAGCAAAGGCAAACGGUGAGGAUAUUUUUAGUAACCAGAGGCAUUGCUACAUUAACAGUUAAGGAGGCUGGGUAUUAAUUUCAAUCUGAGUAAACCCUGAGAUAACUCCUCCUAGGGUUCAGAGUUGCACCACAGUGGUCUAGGAGGGCAAGAUGUUUAUUUCUGAAGACAACUUCUUUGACAUUUUUCUGCGGAGUUUUAGGAAGUUGACAGGACCUCCGAAUAAAGGUUAUAUGGCCAAAUAAGAUUGUUAAACCUGCUGUACUGGGUUUUCUAAAUGGGACCAAGGCCUGAUCUAGCCCAAGAAAUUUUGUUUAAACUGCAGUGUUUUUCUUUUAAAUUCUAGGUGACAUGCACAAACAUGGAGAUUUCAGAUUAAACUCUGGAUUUAUAGCUUUUCUGAAAAGACCUGGCAAUAUUGAAUGGCAUUCCUACAUAGUCAAUGCCCAGUUAAAUGGUGCUACAUCCCCUCAGUCCUUUGUCCUCACCUUUCCUGCAUACACGUUUGUUCCCUGAUUGUAGCUGGUACUUUGAAUUAUGACAGCUACACUCUUCAUAUGCUUCCUGGAGAUUUAUGAUGGCACAUUGAAAGUUCUGGGAAUCUGGUUAACUUUGUUCAUUCAGCAUUUCCGAAACUUGCUUGAAACCCAUGAACAUAGUGACUACUGGCAUACCCAGUAGCAUUCUGUGAAACGAUAUAUAAGGAUAUGUGGAGGUGAUACAAUACACAGAAGUAGGACUAGGACUUGGGUUCUAGUCUUAACAGAAACACUGGAUGACAGGGUAAAUCUUUCUUGUUGCCUACAUUUUCUAAUGUAAUCAGGCAUAAUUAUUUCCAAAAUUAUAUUGGUGUCAUAGCAGUAAUUCCAAUGUUAUGUUACUUCAAGUCUUUGAAAAGUGGAAAACACUACAGAAAGGCAAAGGAUUUUUUUUUGGGGGGGGGGGCGUUUGAGUUUGCAGUAAUAGCGGAUUUAGCCUUAGUGCUCAGUAAAUAAUUUCAAUGGUAUUGCAUUCAUAUGUCUUUUGCUAUAUGGUACUUUAUGGGGGGGUAAUGUAUCUUUUUUGAAAAAGUGGAUAUUGGGUAAUUUGGCUAAUUUUAUACUGUAGAAAAAUAUGUACUAUAGGAUGAACAGAUGAGAAGGGAGGAAGGGGAAGUAUUGAUACUUAAUUCUUUUCUAUAAAUACAUCUAUCUUGUGGAAUGUAUUGAGUUUUGUUUUCAAUCCUUUGAGAUGAUUGAGGUUCCAUUUUCUGCAAUCUGUCUUGGGACAUUAGGACACUGGUGUAAGUAAGAUAUUUAAACUUGGGAAAAUUUGCACGCUUUUAAGAGGUAGCAGAACGUAUCUUUCACUAAUAGCCAAUCACUAAUCACUAAGAUAAUUUUGUGAGUGCAUGAGGGAUGAGGCACACUUUGCGACUGGUUUCUUUUGUAGGUACACUCAUUAAUAAAAGAGAUUUUUGUUUUCA
Messenger RNA from Nyctereutes procyonoides (raccoon dog), 4020 nucleotides. It is a transcript of the gene HAVCR1, whose product is annotated as hepatitis A virus cellular receptor 1. The transcript has 9 exons. Gene Ontology annotation, cellular component: cell surface. Gene Ontology annotation, molecular function: phosphatidylserine binding; virus receptor activity. The coding region runs from base 570 to 1466 and encodes 298 amino acids. NCBI's taxonomy places the organism in Eukaryota, Metazoa, Chordata, Mammalia, Carnivora, Canidae. Gene Ontology annotation, biological process: phagocytosis, engulfment; positive regulation of mast cell activation. The record is from RefSeq and is a predicted model, not a curated record.